Messenger RNA from Somion occarium, 1768 nucleotides. NCBI's taxonomy places the organism in Eukaryota, Fungi, Basidiomycota, Agaricomycetes, Polyporales, Cerrenaceae. The record is from the annotation of a GenBank genome assembly.
UCCGGUGGAAGACGUGGAGCCGACGGAAGGUAUCUAUAUAGGUUCUUGAUCGGAGAUAGAGAUACUCACCAGUAAGGGUGCGUUCAAGCCUACCGGUUAAGCUUAAGGGCAAAAGUCUAGAGAUGAUUGCGCUCGUGAAUGACUAGUGGUAAUUGCACUGAGAGGUAUCGUUUCGUGUCUGACAGGUAGGCGCGUGGGACACGAUCAAGUUCGAUCAGGAGUCUCAGUUCACAUGGCCGUUCACCACAUGCAUGCACGCAGGUUUCAUGCACAUAGUCGGAGGUUCAAUGUUCAGAUCUCAGAGUGUAUUGCUCUCUACAUACCCAUGAACAAUGCAUCUGUACAGGGUAUCCGGGAUCGCUCUCAGAAACCGCUCCUUUUCAAGAAGUCAAUCAAGUGUCGCCACAGCAGCAUACCCCGACCGUGUCCAAGCGUACCCCUUUGCUUUUGGUUUAGAUAAAGCACUGCGAUAUGCUGGACGACUAGUUGGAUCAAUUUCGCACUCGCCGAUACGUUCUGAAGCUGCUUACUACCUGCGAAGUCACGCCGUCUCUCCUAUACAACCAGAAUUCGCUGCAGCCAUUUAUCUGCCUACCUGGGUGAUUGAUGCCGAGGUGAAGGCGGAUUUCUGGCCGAAGCCAGAUAAUGAGACCCCUGCCCGGAAGCGCAAAGUAACAGGGUAUCUGGUUAAUUCUUUCAUGCCAGGGUUUGCUCUUGAGCCAUUCUCUCGCCUUAAUUUCAAGUCAGAUGACCUGCAGGAAUAUUUACUGCUACCGUUCUCGAAGCUCAUGGAAGAACAACAUGACCAGAAGAUCACAUGUAUACCCUUCGCGUUCACGCCAUUUUCCCUUCCUUCCUUGGUUCGAAAGUUGAAAGACGUAGAUCACGCGGUGAAAUUGGGUUCACUCAAAGCUCACGUCAUGGCCGCAUAUCCCAUUCUCAUACCCGUGUAUGCGCUUCAGUAUAAACACAGACCGCAAUUGCAAGAUGAUCAAAAUGCGAACAAGAUUUUCAGUAUCAUCUUAGAAGCCUAUAGGCCGAACGGGAACCUCUUUCUAGAUAAUAGUCAUAAGAUGUUUAAACCUGAAGAACAGGAAUUCAUCAUAGAUGGCCCGCAGAAGAGCACAGGAAUGCAACAACCAUUUGACGUACAGACUCCAGGAGCACCACAAGUCCCGAUGGGGCUGGCAGACUUAAUUACUACUCUAUUCGGACGGGAAAGUGCCAUGGCCGCUUAUUUUUCCCAUUGGAAAGAAGAGAACCCGUCCGAGGAGAUUGAUUGGAAGGACCUACGCAUCAGGGAGUAUGCAGACGAGGAAGUCGAGAUAAACCGUGAUUUUCUAAGUUGGGGGCAGUUUGAAAGCUUUUACAGCUCUCGUUCGGACCUUCUAGCUUCCAUUCAUGAUCCUGUAAGGGCCGCACAGGUGACAAGAGAUACCUUGGCUUUAUUAGGCGACUCGACGGUUAUGAAAGUACGGCCGAAGCUCGUUGAUAUUGCUCGCAGGGGAAGCUGGUUUACAAGGUCGUGGGCGUACGACACGGAGAUUGAACCAAUCUCGGUACGUGAGAUAGCCGAGAGAGCCAAAGAGAUGAGGUCGGAGCGGAAACCAGAAUGGUUGGCCAAAUGGCAGACUCAGCGGCGAAUGAAAGGAAAGCAACUAUGGUUUUGAGCUUGUUCUGAGCCUUGUAUAUUACACUAUACCAUAUACUACUGUAUUGGCGGCAUUUCGACUUUUUCCCCCCAAGAACUGUCUUUUAGAGCUAGAGU